Messenger RNA from Esox lucius (northern pike), 2909 nucleotides. RefSeq names its product nudix (nucleoside diphosphate linked moiety X)-type motif 4a (gene nudt4a). The record is from RefSeq and is a predicted model, not a curated record. The coding region runs from base 937 to 1518 and encodes 193 amino acids. Gene Ontology annotation, cellular component: cytoplasm; nucleus. Gene Ontology annotation, biological process: diphosphoinositol polyphosphate metabolic process; diadenosine hexaphosphate catabolic process; diadenosine pentaphosphate catabolic process. Gene Ontology annotation, molecular function: endopolyphosphatase activity; bis(5'-adenosyl)-pentaphosphatase activity; diphosphoinositol-polyphosphate diphosphatase activity. Lineage: Eukaryota; Metazoa; Chordata; Actinopteri; Esociformes; Esocidae. The transcript has 5 exons.
AGUCGGUGCAUCUGAAUGUGUUAACCUGUAGCCGGAUCAUUUGGCUCCCAAACGGCUCUUCGUUUAAGUGCUUAAAAAUAACCCAUGAACAAUGGAACUAAUCUCAAAAUAAUGUCAAGGCUAAAACGUAGGCUAGAAUUAUGUUAAAAUGCGAAAUGUAUGUUUAAGUGGGUUACAUGUUAUCUGAACUAAUUAUUAGAUCGCAUGCUUAUUUUUUAGGACUAUAGAAAAAUGGGCGUGGAACACAAAGAUUCGCUUUCACCACAAUGUAUUGUUUAUGGAGUGCGGAUAUGCAGUGAACAUUUACGUAAUUCAUAAAAUAAUCGAUAUUUGAGCUUACAUUUUUUUAAUGAAGGAGCCAAAUGAAAGGCUCCUAUCACCAAUUCGAUUCGGUUCCCAACGUUCAGCAAAACCAGCGGUUCGUUACAGGUGUCACUCGCUACGAGGCCGAAUUGUCUUCUUAAUUAGAAAAUUGGCUUGCCAUGAAAAACGCAAAUAUUCCAUAGUUUUAACUUUGAUGUCGACCUAACAGUUGCAACGAGGGCAAAUUGAAAUACACUGAAUAGUACUACGACAACAGAGGUUCUUUAAAUUAUAUUGUGUGAAAAUCGUACGUAUUCAUUUAAUCGUGACAUAACGUCGCCGGGACUUGAGCUGAUUGCAGGCCACUUCGUAGUAGCUUAGUCAGAAAGUUUAAAUGCACAGACCCCAGAUGGGGGUGUGUGUUUUAAAGAUCAUGAAUGUUGACAGCGGGAACUAGCCAACAUGUUAGACAAAAUCACCGUCAAGCCUCCUGGAAUAAGCGAUGCUUGUGAAUGAAUAGAAGGCUGAUCAGGAUUCCCUUAAAACUUCUAUACACUUCUUGACCAUCCUCUUGACUUGCUUGGACCCUCAACCUUUCGUAUAAUAUCCCUGGAACACGAAGAUUGGGAAUAUAUGAUGAAGUUUAAACCCAACCAGACUAGAACGUAUGAUGGCGAAGGUUUCAAGAGACGAGCGGCAUGUUUAUGUUUCAAGAAUGAAAAAGAGGAUGAGGUGUUGCUUGUGAGCAGCAGUCGGCACCCAGACCAGUGGAUUGUACCAGGAGGAGGGAUGGAGCCAGAGGAGGAACCAUGUGGAGCUGCAGUCAGAGAAGUGUACGAGGAGGCGGGUGUAAAGGGGAAGCUUGGCAGACUAUUGGGCGUUUUUGAGCACAACCAGGACAGAAAACACAGAACAUAUGUCUAUGUCCUGACUGUGACAGAGACUUUGGAGGACUGGGAGGAUUCUGUCAACAUCGGUAGGAAACGGAAGUGGUUCCAGAUCGAUGAAGCCAUCCGGGUGCUAGAGAGCCAUAAACCGGUACAUGCAGAGUACUUGCGCCAACUCACAGACACCUGUAACCCUACCUGUAGCUCUACUUGCUGUGGCUCCACCAAUGGCAACACCUGGGCAUUGCCACUGACGGAUGACAACGCCACUCACUACGUAACUUCAACACAGGGGACAGAUAUGGGUCCUUCCUCUGUCAACAGAUAGGGAACCACCACCAAUCAUCUCAGUAAAAGGAAUCAGUGUUUGAAGAGGACCUACCAUAGUUGUAGUCUGUUUCUUCUGUCUUGUCCACUUCCUGUGGAGUUGUUAGGUCUAGCUUUACAAUGACAAUGAAUUGUCAAAUUUAUAUUCAGUGCUUAUCCUUUUAUAUUGUCAACAACCAACUAAGGAUAUUAGUAGAACUUGGACCAUGAAAAUAACGAUUAGUCAUCAGGUUUAUAUCAUCAGGAUGAAGAAAAAACAGGGUACAGCAUGGUGGAGAAAUGUUGUGUGCUUGUGGCAGCUCUGAUAGGCCAAUAGAGGGUAGUGUUAGUUCUGGAAUGUACUUUAACUGCCUUGGUAACUGCAGGUGAUUCUCAUAACUUUAAUUCUUGACUGUCAAAACAUUUAUAGAGAAAUCUGUUGAACAACUAACUUAUAGUAUAUGUGAAUAAUGAAUAUUGAAGUCUGUAGUAGUUUUAAAAUGUGUAGUUUAAAAUGUAUAGUUUGGCCUAGAAACUGGAUAAUUUAAAUACAGCAAGGUUCCCUCAUCUAUAUUACACAAUAACAAAUGAUUUGUACAUAUUUAUUUUUUUAAUACUAUGGAAUAUAGCCUUACAAUUUAACUAAUGUAUUUUCAGUGUUCUGUGUAAAUAUAUUUUGUAAGUACAUAUAUAAGUAACACUAGUAUUUGUCUGAGGGCUUAGACACAGCAAGGAGAUUGUUGGCUGUGUGGGUCUACACGAUUGAUCAGCCCAAACAUGAAGGCCAAUCAACAUGGGACUGAAAGAAUAAAGGAAUGUAUAUGUGUGGAUCAGUUAAACCUGAAGCAGGAAAUGCAGUCUUAUCAUCAAGUGCCUUCACAACCAUAGGAACCUGUCUAAUUAAUUGGUUUGCAUGUGAAUGCUGGGAGGAAAAGGUUUACUUUUUCUAGUCUAUUGAAACCAGCCAUCACACCUGCCCAAUUCUCACUUAAACAUAGGAUUGAUUUUCAGUUGGCUAAAUUACGUGUGUUAACAUAUGACCCCUAAUUGAUGGUAAUUUGAUGUCUAUGACAUUUCAGAUUUACAUAUACUUAUUUAAAGUAACUUCAGUUAAGUGAACUAUGUUUUCUAUUACUUAAACUUCUUACAAGGAGUAAGUGGUAGCUUGGUUGACUUCAAAGUAGCUUCCCUAACAUUGGCAAUAGCUGAUGAUACAGUAUUUGUUUUUCACAUUCUAUUUAAAAAGAAACACAUUGGUUUAUAAAGUGCACUCUAACCUCAUUAUCAAGGACACAAUUAUGCUUCAGUUUAUGGAAUGUACAAUAUGUAUACAUUCAACAUUAGAUUAUAAAGUUUUGCCAAAAGAUCUCCGUAUACCACUCAUAUUUUUGUAAAUAUUGGAUUAUAUAUUUU